This is a messenger RNA of Suncus etruscus (white-toothed pygmy shrew), 4283 nucleotides long. RefSeq names its product glutamate ionotropic receptor AMPA type subunit 4 (gene GRIA4). Gene Ontology annotation, molecular function: AMPA glutamate receptor activity; transmitter-gated monoatomic ion channel activity involved in regulation of postsynaptic membrane potential. Bases 418 to 3267 code for a protein of 949 amino acids. The transcript has 18 exons. Gene Ontology annotation, cellular component: plasma membrane; dendritic spine; AMPA glutamate receptor complex. The record is from RefSeq and is a predicted model, not a curated record. NCBI's taxonomy places the organism in Eukaryota, Metazoa, Chordata, Mammalia, Eulipotyphla, Soricidae. Gene Ontology annotation, biological process: monoatomic ion transport; modulation of chemical synaptic transmission; synaptic transmission, glutamatergic.
UGCAGCAGGACCGGGUCCGGCGCAGCCCAGUGGCAGGAGGAGGGCGAGGCGGGGGAAGGCGCGGGCUGUAGGGGGAGCUGGCAGCCGGUGCUCCCGCCAGCCUGCAAGAAUGCUGCUGCAGGGGGUCGGGGGUUUGGGGAGGUGCUAACCCCCCAGCCCCACAUCGGGGCUGGAGGACUGGCCCUGAGGGUGGUCCAGCAAGCAGCCCAGCACCUGGAGGGACAGCAAGAAGGGGGUCCUGGGGGGCCAUUCACCCCAGUGCGGGGCUCAUCCCUCUGACAGCCCAGAAGAAGAGAAGAGAGGAGAGGAGGGAGAUCUUGGUGCGCCAUCGUCUUCCAUGUCUCUCUGAGCAUCUUUUUUUUGGGGCAAGAGUGCGAGAGAAAGAGAGAGCGCGCGCCUGGGAGAGGAGACAAGAAGAUGAGGAUUAUCUGCAAGCAGAUUGUCUUGUUAUUUUCUGGAUUUUGGGGUAUCGCCAUGGGAGCCUUUCCGAGCAGCGUGCAAAUAGGCGGUCUCUUCAUCCGAAACACAGACCAGGAAUACACUGCUUUUCGAUUAGCAAUUUUUCUUCACAACACUAGCCCCAAUGCGUCGGAAGCUCCCUUUAAUUUGGUACCCCAUGUGGACAACAUUGAGACAGCCAACAGUUUUGCUGUAACAAAUGCUUUCUGCUCCCAAUAUUCCAGAGGAGUAUUUGCCAUUUUUGGACUCUAUGAUAAGAGGUCAGUGCAUACCUUGACAUCAUUCUGCAGCGCGUUACACAUCUCCCUCAUCACGCCAAGUUUUCCUACUGAGGGGGAGAGCCAAUUUGUGCUGCAGCUGAGACCCUCCCUACGAGGAGCUCUCCUGAGUCUGUUAGAUCAUUAUGAGUGGAACUGCUUCGUCUUCUUGUACGACACAGACAGGGGAUACUCAAUACUUCAAGCUAUUAUGGAAAAAGCAGGACAAAAUGGUUGGCAUGUCAGCGCUAUAUGUGUGGAAAAUUUUAAUGAUGUAAGCUACAGGCAACUUCUAGAAGAGCUUGAUAGAAGACAAGAGAAGAAAUUUGUCAUCGACUGUGAGAUAGAGAGGCUUCAAAACAUAUUAGAACAGAUUGUAAGUGUUGGGAAACAUGUUAAAGGCUACCAUUAUAUCAUAGCAAAUUUGGGAUUUAAAGACAUUUCUCUCGAGAGAUUUAUCCAUGGUGGUGCCAAUGUUACAGGAUUCCAGUUGGUAGAUUUUAACACACCUAUGGUAGCCAAAUUAAUGGAUCGCUGGAAGAAACUAGACCAGAGAGAGUAUCCAGGAUCUGAGACUCCUCCAAAGUACACAUCUGCUCUAACGUACGAUGGAGUCCUCGUGAUGGCUGAGACUUUCAGAAACCUUAGAAGGCAGAAAAUUGAUAUUUCAAGGAGAGGCAAUGCUGGUGAUUGUCUAGCAAAUCCUGCUGCUCCCUGGGGACAGGGAAUUGACAUGGAGAGGACACUCAAGCAGGUUCGAAUUCAGGGACUGACAGGAAAUGUGCAGUUUGAUCAUUAUGGACGUAGGGUCAACUACACAAUGGACGUGUUUGAGUUAAAGAGCACAGGACCUAGGAAGGUUGGUUACUGGAAUGAUAUGGAUAAAUUAGUCUUGAUACAAGAUGUCCCCACUCUUGGCAAUGAUACCGCAGCUAUUGAGAACAGAACAGUUGUUGUAACAACAAUUAUGGAAUCCCCAUAUGUUAUGUACAAGAAAAAUCAUGAAAUGUUUGAAGGAAAUGACAAGUAUGAAGGAUACUGUGUAGAUUUGGCAUCUGAAAUUGCAAAACAUAUUGGUAUCAAGUAUAAAAUUGCCAUUGUCCCUGAUGGAAAAUAUGGAGCAAGGGAUGCAGACACAAAAAUCUGGAAUGGGAUGGUAGGAGAACUUGUUUAUGGGAAAGCAGAGAUUGCCAUUGCCCCUCUGACGAUCACUUUGGUCCGAGAGGAGGUCAUUGACUUCUCUAAACCCUUCAUGAGCUUGGGCAUAUCUAUCAUGAUCAAAAAGCCUCAGAAAUCUAAACCAGGAGUGUUUUCCUUCUUGGACCCUCUGGCCUAUGAGAUCUGGAUGUGCAUUGUCUUUGCCUACAUUGGUGUCAGCGUGGUCUUGUUCCUAGUCAGUAGGUUCAGUCCCUACGAGUGGCACACGGAAGAGCCAGAGGAUGGAAAGGAAGGGCCCAGCGACCAGCCGCCCAACGAAUUUGGCAUCUUCAACAGCCUCUGGUUUUCCCUGGGUGCGUUCAUGCAGCAAGGAUGUGACAUUUCACCCAGAUCCCUCUCAGGUCGAAUUGUUGGCGGUGUUUGGUGGUUCUUUACCCUCAUCAUCAUCUCAUCUUAUACUGCCAAUCUCGCUGCUUUCCUAACGGUUGAGAGAAUGGUCUCACCCAUAGAAAGUGCAGAAGACCUGGCCAAGCAGACAGAAAUUGCCUAUGGAACACUGGAUUCAGGGUCAACAAAAGAAUUCUUCAGAAGGUCCAAAAUAGCUGUGUAUGAAAAGAUGUGGACCUACAUGCGAUCAGCAGAGCCAUCCGUGUUCACGAGGACCACAGCCGAGGGAGUAGCUCGCGUCCGCAAGUCCAAGGGCAAAUUCGCCUUCCUUCUGGAGUCCACCAUGAAUGAGUACAUCGAGCAGCGCAAGCCUUGUGACACCAUGAAAGUGGGAGGCAAUCUGGAUUCCAAAGGCUACGGAGUAGCAACGCCCAAGGGCAGCUCAUUAAGAAAUGCUGUUAACCUCGCAGUUUUAAAACUGAAUGAACAAGGCCUCUUGGACAAAUUGAAAAACAAAUGGUGGUACGACAAAGGAGAAUGUGGCAGCGGGGGCGGUGACUCCAAGGUCAGCCUCAAUGUCACCAAAAGCGGAACUCCUGUAAACCUUGCCGUUUUGAAACUCAGUGAGGCAGGCGUCUUAGACAAGCUGAAAAACAAAUGGUGGUACGAUAAAGGUGAAUGUGGACCCAAGGACUCUGGAAGCAAGGACAAGACGAGUGCCUUGAGUCUGAGCAAUGUGGCGGGCGUCUUCUACAUUCUGGUUGGCGGCCUGGGCUUGGCCAUGCUGGUGGCUCUGAUAGAGUUCUGUUACAAGUCCAGGGCAGAAGCCAAGAGAAUGAAGCUGACCUUCUCUGAAGCCAUAAGAAACAAAGCGAGAUUGUCCAUCACGGGGAGCGUGGGGGAAAACGGCCGCGUCUUGACACCCGACUGCCCGAAGGCUGUUCACGCCGGGACUGCCAUCAGACAAAGUUCGGGACUGGCUGUCAUUGCAUCGGACCUCCCGUAAAAACCAAAAACAUAAUCGAGUGCCUUAAUCACACUGCAGCGGUGACUGAAGGAAGUCCAGCCCGGGGGGCUGCAGGCCACAAGCCCCACCCGAGCAGCAGAGCCAGCCUGGCUCAGAGCUGGAGGCCACGGAAUGCGCCUGGCAGCAGCAGCAGCGGCAGCAGCAACGUGUGCAUGAGCUCAGCUCGGAAACCCAAACUCAGAUUUUCUAUCAGGAAAACUCACAAUCUGGGGUUGUUUUCUUUUUCUUUUCUUUUUCCUUUUUAGUUUCUGGGGGGUGGGGGAGGUGGGAUCUGGGGUGGGUGUAUUAACAGCCACAAAUUUCACUCGAGUGGACUUAAAAAAACUAAUCGGAUUUUGCAAGCUAGUGCAUCAAACCCGUGAAGUUCUUGCUCAGAAAAGAAAUAAAAUAAAAUAAAAUAAAAUAAAAGCCUUUUUGUCUUCACCGCAGGGGACAAACUAGUUCUAGAAGUCAGUGAACAUGCUAACCUUUGUCUUCAGAACACGUGUCGAUUCCGUGGAAGGCUAUCCAGCUGAGACAACGAAUCACCGAACUGUGAGAAAACAAUAAACAUGUAAAUUCUGUGAAAAAAAAAAUUUAAAGGAAGUAUUUACACUUACUUUGGAGAAAACAAAUACUGAGACAUGCUUGCUUUUUAACGGACAUAAAAAUCAGUAGAAGACAACACAGUUCUUUUUUCUAACCAUCUUAGGGAGCAAUACAUUGCAAUAAUUGAUAUAAAUGCCACCACUGUAAUAAAUGGUAGGGACUUUUUUUUAUAAAGGUUGUUGGUCAUCUUCGUUUGCUGUAACCUCCACAGAUUGCAUUUGUCUCACUACCAGGAACGAAAACAAACGAAGACAGUUCUAACAUAAAACCAUAAGUCCGCGAUGUAGAAUCAAAAAAGACUACGGGUCACUCAUGCUAUUGAUAUUAUUUAUAAUCUUGUUCUGUGUACAAAAUUGUGGUUUUUGUACCCACCAAAAAAGAAUAAAACGACAGAUGUUCUUACAAUA